Messenger RNA from Aspergillus terreus NIH2624, 2592 nucleotides. RefSeq lists its product as uncharacterized. Lineage: Eukaryota; Fungi; Ascomycota; Eurotiomycetes; Eurotiales; Aspergillaceae. The record is from RefSeq and is a predicted model, not a curated record. The transcript is spliced from 2 exons. The coding region runs from base 1 to 2592 and encodes 863 amino acids.
AUGGGUCGGAAUACUCUCCCUACAGUCUGGUUAGUUGUGGUAUGUUUGCAGGCUCUUAUUGUCCACGGUCAACAUGACGCCCUCGGCCUCACAAAUGGGUAUAUCUCCCUCUCCACGGACAACUGGGACCUGAAGAUCGCCAAGGAUGCUCAGGUUCUCGCAUCACUUCAGCCUAAGGGCACGUCGUUUGACUUUCUUCCAUUUGACAAUCUCCAGAACCGUGCAGCGAAUGGGCAGUAUCACAAUGGGGAUAUCACCUUCCGAUAUCGCGCGGCUGGGACAACAGACUGGAUUGCGGGCGACUCGUCACAGGCUCGCAAGACCGUUACUGCGGUCCAGGCUGACGAUGCACUAGUGGCCGCCGACUUGACGCCGACUUUGCCUGCGGGAUCCCCUAUCCAGGUAGUGCGUAAAUGGGUCGAUGUCGACGGCGACCUGGGCCUGUCCUUUACUCUCACCAACACUGCCGAGAGUCACCUCGAAAUCGGCAGUCUGGGUUUCCCGACCGAGUUUAACAAUAUUUUCACCAACCGAACCGCGGAGGAAAUGAUGGCCAAGUGCUCCCUGGCCGACCCUUAUAUCGGGCUCGACGCUGGCUACGUGCAGGUCACGCCAACGUCUGGUACCGGGGAAGCAUUAAUAGUGACACCCUUGGGUAACACCACAACCCCCUUUGAGGCGUGGCGUAAUCUGGAUGAGCCUGUAUUUGAAUCCACCGCGUACGGGAGUCAGACCUUUGAAGGACUGUAUGAGUGGCAGACGCGCUCCAAAGCAUUUGCUGAUAAUGAAUGGGUCAAGGCGACUCCCUGGAAUCCCGCGACUUCGCUUGUCCUCGACGCCGGACAGUCCGUAACCGUGGGGCUACGCUUUUCUGUGGUAAAAGACGGUAUCCGUGGUAUACAAAAGGCAGUUCGAGCCAUCAACACCCCCGUGACGAUUGGGACAGGGUACGUGGUGCCCAGAGACCUCACGGUUGAGCUGCUCAUUCUUGCUUCGGCCGACGCCUCCGAGGUAAUCAGUGAGGGGGAUGCAUUUGCCAUUACUCGGUGGCAGUCGAAUACCGUCUCGCUCACUCCCAACAAGUCCGCCUGGGGCCGCACCCGAGUUACCAUCAGGUACGCCGAUGGCAAGACCCAGGCGGUACAUUACUUCAUUACCGACCCUGCCCCAGACACUAUAGCCCGCAUGGGCCAAUUUUCCACCUCAACAAUGUGGUUCGCCAACGACUCCGAUCCAUUUGGCCGUGACUCUUCCAUCCUCACGUACGACGCUUCCAUAGGGGCCAGUGUCCUCCAAGAAGCCCGUGUCUGGAUUGCCGGCCUGAGCGACGAAGGCGGAGUGAUCUACCUGGCGACAGCGAUGAAACAGAUUAGCCAUCCGGAUCCCGAAGAGAUCGCCAAGCUGGAAGAGUUUGUAACCAAGGUGCUCUUCCCUACCAUCCAGGAUGGGGGUGACCGAGUCCGCAAGAGCAUAUUCUUCUACGAGCCGUCUGCCGUACCAGGCUACUCGUAUAGCAGCUCUAUAGACUGGGGCAACUGGUGGUCGUGGAAUAGGGCCGAUUCAUACUCUACCGACCGCGCAUACGAUUAUAUCCACGUUAUUGGCGCGUAUUGGGCCCUGUAUCGCGCCGGUCGUGACCAGCCAGAGCUGCUCAAACAAGAAACCUGGCAGUGGUAUCUGCGUAGGGCGUAUAAUACCACCCUUGCCUGCUUUGCAACCGACUCCGCCGGCAACGCGAUGGUGGGAUAUUCGCGUGUUGGAUUAAUGGGCGAGACGGUGGUCGGCUUUCUUCUCCAGGAUCUACGCCGCGAAGGGUGGUCCAAGGAAGCAGAUGCCGUGGAAAUGGCCAUGAAGCUGCGUGCAGAUGCGUGGAACACUCAACCAGCCCCUUUUGGGAGUGAGAUGGCGUGGGAUUCCACUGGCCAGGAAGGCGUGUAUUACUGGACUAAAUACGCGGGAAAGUUACAGCGCAUUGAACGCAUGGUCCACCACUAUGGAUCCAGCCUUAAUGCGCUCCCUCUCCUCAAUCAAUUUCGUCAGCAGCCCACGGACACAUACCUCCUGCGUGUCGGCUACGGCGGCAUCACUGGACCGCUGACCAACAUUCGCCAGGAUGGGUCCAUGUACAACGCCUUCCACUCGUUUCCAGACACUCUUGCGGGUGAUGAUUACUCGGGUGACUACGGGCCCAACUUCCUAGGCGUCAUGCUUGCCUCAGCGGCCUACGUCGUAGAGGACCCGGAUCUCGGGCUCGUCGCAUACGGCGGCAAUCUUGCGUUGGAUGGACAGUUGGUGACGGUAGAGCCGCGCGAUGCAGUCCGCCGCCGAGCGUAUAUAGCGUCCAUGGGUGUGUACAUCACGAUCAGUUCGGGCUGGAUUGAACAGUUUUCUUUUGCCAGAACGAACGCCAAGCAGGUGACAGUGCGGAUUAUAUCGGGGCCGUCCAAGGCGACAUCAGCGAUUGUCUGGGUUGAGAACCCUGGCACAGAGCGUCAGUACGCAGUCACUUCCACGGCGACUCGGUUAGUUCGAGGAGGAUGGGAGGUCCGGCUGGCCAAUGGCACCACGGAGGUGACCAUAGGUACAGCGUAG